Molecule: messenger RNA, 933 nt
Organism: Chenopodium quinoa (quinoa)
Lineage: Eukaryota; Viridiplantae; Streptophyta; Magnoliopsida; Caryophyllales; Amaranthaceae
Product: glutathione S-transferase T3-like
Exons: 1
Coding region: 1-933 (310 amino acids)
Source: RefSeq, a predicted model, not a curated record
AUGGAUCCUAACAACCCUGAUUUUUCGAAUCAUUUCUCUGAUUUGGGUGAUGAUUUUGUCACUAAUCCUCGUUUCCAGCUUUUCCUACAAAGGCUUGGAAACACUUCUUUGCAAAAUUCACCACAUCAAACACCUCAUCAAACUCCUUUCGAAAACACUACCUAUGAACCACAUUCACCUUUUGUUUAUCAAGGGACCAAUUCUCAAUCUGAUGAUGAAAUGGAAGAACCUGUUCCAGACACUCCUCAAUACUCUCCACAUCCUCCAAGAGGGUCUGUGAAUCAAAACCAACCAUCUCCAAAAGCAAGUCGAAUGUGGUCUGUUGCGGAGGAUGAAGCUCUAAUUGGUUUGUAUCUUCAAUUUAGUGAAGAUGCAAUUGUUGGUACAAACCAAAAAGCAGCUGCGCUCUGGCGAAAAAUAUAUGUGGCAUAUGAUCAAGCGCGCUCUGAGAAACCCCACAUCCUACCGCCAAGACCUUUGAGGAGUUUAGAAAGCCGUUGGAGAAGGAUGGCAACUGAUUUAAUACAAUGGAGUAGUUGCUAUGACGAAGCUGGAAGGGCAACUGGCAGUGGUUACAACGAAGCAGACCGAAUUCAUAAUGCGAGUAAGUUAUUCUAUAUUUCCUCCAAGCCUACUCCACAUAAUUUUAAUUGUCACCAUGGUUGGGAAAUGGUUAAAAAUGACCCGAAGUGGAGGACAAAACUGAGAUGGGCGUUGUCAAGAGAGGAAAGAUUAGCUUGCGGUGAUGCUGUCGAAGAUGACAGUAGCGGAAGUGAAAAGCGGUGUAGAACUGAAGAUGAAGAUGUUGUUCCCGUUACCGGUUUCAUUUCUGGGGGUCUUCCUCGACCUGAGGGCGUUAAAAAGGCAAAGUCCGGGCUUAAUAAGGGAAAAGGAGUGGCUUUUGAUGUCUCUAACAUUACUGAGCAAAUGUAG